UCAACGUGUACGACGAGAAUGUGAGGACGUAUAGCGUGUGUACGUGGGCUUUCCAGAUAGGAACUCGCGGCGGGAUCGAACGAACAGAAAUUUAGUGCAAGCCAACACAGCAAGUGGAAGUAAAAGAGAGUUUUGCUUAAGUCAAGAAAACCUGAGGUGAAUUGCGCCUGUGUAGAUGAGCAAACUGAUCUGGCGGUGAAAAAAAAAAAGUCCGUCUGUCCCUUGCAGGAUUCCAGCAUGACGCUUCGUGCAAACAUCAUGGCAGCGGCGUCCUCGCCCUCCUCCAGCCUCCUGCUCCUGCUCCUCACGUCCUCUUCACCAUGGCUGCCGUCUCUGACCUUGGCCUAUGUCUCUGACUGGCACCACAUGACACCAUCAGCUCCUGUUGAACCUCACUUCACUGAGUGUAUCUCCCGGGACCAGGUAACAUUCAGCUGCUGGUGGAGUCCCGGUAGCUUCCAUAACUUGACGGAUCCCGGAAUGCUGAAGGUCUACUACCAGAAGCGAGAUAUAGACUCUCCCACCAAGACUGAAUGGAAAGAGUGUCCAGAGUAUUUCCACUCGAGGAGGGAGUGCUUCUUUGACAGAAACCACACAGUCAUCUGGACCCCCUACUGCUUGCAACUGCGCAGUCGAGACAACAUCACCUAUUUCAACACGGACUACUGUUUCACAGUGGAAAAUAUUGUACGUCCUGACCCUCCAGUGUCUCUCAAUUGGACCUGCCUAAAUGUGAGUCCCUCCGGGCUCAAUUACGACGUCAUGGUGAUGUGGGAGCCGCCCCCCUCCGCAGACGUGUCAGUGGGCUGGAUGAACGUUGUCUAUGAGGUCCAAUACAGAGAGAGGAACAGCUCCAACUGGGAGACACUGGAGGUUCAGCUGGAGCCCCAAACCCAACAGACAAUCUAUGGUCUCCAUUUAGAUAAAGAAUAUGAGGUGCACAUUCGCUGCAGUAUGAAAGCCUUCUCUAAGUUUGGAGAGUUCAGUGAAUCCAUCUUCAUUCAAGUGUCAGAGAUUCCCACUAAAGAUUCUUUUUCCCUGCUCACGCUGGUUAUUGUUUUGGCAAUUGUGGCUGCAGCCAUUCUCAUCAUGUGGAUUGUUGUUUCACAGCAGCACAGAUUAAUGGUGAUUCUGUUGCCACCAGUUCCGGUGCCAAAAAUUAAAGGUGUGGAUCCAGAGCUGCUAAAGAAAGGAAAACUUGAUGAGCUGAACUUCAUCCUUAGCAGUGGAGAUUUGGUUAGUGGCCCCAUGUAUUCACCAGAUUUUUACCAAGAUGAGCCAUGGGUGGAAUUUAUCGAGGUGGAUGUGAAGGAUUCGGACGCUGGGGAAAAAGAGGACAUCCAGGCAUCAGACACCGAGAGGCUCCUGGGGGGCUCUCAGCCUGCCAGGCACCGAGUGGGGUGCUCUAACGUCCCCAGCUUUCCUGACCGCGAAUGCGCUUAUGACCUGAACGGUCCAGCCGAAGAUGGGACCACACUAAAUUGCAUGCUACCGGGCCAACCUGAUGACAGAUUAGCUUCCCUCUGCGUUGAUUCGGAGCGUGGCGAGAGGCUCCCAGUGCCCUCUCAAACCAGCGGCCCUCAAACUUGGGUCAACACGGAUUUCUAUGCUCAGGUCAGCAAUGUCAUGCCCUUCGGAGGUGUGGUGCUGUCCCCCGGCCAGCAGCUUAGGACCCAAGAGGGAGCCCCCGCUUCAAACGAAGACGUAAAGGAGGCCAACAAAAAAAGUCAAGAGAAGAAUAAGCAGAAAGAACCUCAGUUCCAGCUUCCGGUGUUGGAACCGGACACAGUCAGCCGCACCCAGCAGAUGAUCCCCCCACUUUACUGUUCCAUCCCCGCCGAGAGCUAUCAGUCCGCCGAGCCCCAGCCGGCAGCUGAGGCCAGCCGGUCACCGUACGAUUCCCCCGACUCUCCCCAGGCACAACAUUUUAGCCCCGUGGCGGACUACACUGUGGUACAGGAGCUUGACAGUCAGCGCGGUGUUCUGCUUGACCCACCAUCCCUCCAGUCUGCAUCAUCGUGCCUGUCACAGCACCCCCUCAAAUCUGUCCACGCAUUACCCACUGGGUACGUUACCCCUGACCUGCAGGGGGUGCUUUUGCCUUAAACGUAACACAUUUAGAUGUCAGAUGACUCCAAACGACCGAUCCGGGAUGGGACUCGAACAUACGCUAUCUUGUAUCUGCGACUUCAAAUUGUAACUUAUGUGCUUCUAGUUCUGUUUUCUUGCAAAGGACAGGGGAGAGAGUUUUUAGAAGCAGUGGGAAUCGGUUUGACAGUAAUCAUCCAAGUCUUAAGCUUGCAGAAAGAAGAAGCGGUUGCCCUGUUACACAGAUGGCAAAGGAAGAAGCAUUCACCAUUAUUGAUACCUCUUAGUAGAUUAAAUAAUUGACACAACUUUCAAAUCUGCAGUAUAUGCUUACAAGAGAUGUAGAACUAUCAUUACUCUUCUCACACUGCAAGAAGCUACAUGUUUUGUUAUUUUCUGCAAAAUUCUAUUUCUAAUAAUCCAUUAUGCAUUAGCUGGUCAAAGUAUGAGUGAAAUUAAUUUUUUGUUUGUUGAAUUUGUAAAUUUUUAGCUGAAAUCCUAUGAAAAGUGCUUCAUCGCACGUACAGUAUAACUGACAAUUUGACGUGUCUGGUCAGAAAGCAUUUGUGAUUUGCAGAUAAAGGAUUUUCAUCCAGUCAUCCAAAUCGCUUUCCUUUAAAAAUGUGGCUAGGGCAUGAAAAACAAGUAUGACUGCAUUAUACAAAUGAACAUGGACAACAUAUUAAUAGUGAUAUGAUAUUUCUUGUUGCCUAGCAGGAGGCUGCUGUAGGUCAUUCAAUGGCACAAAGAAAAUUGCCAUAAAUGCUGACUAAAGGGAAAGCACAUUUUAUAGGCGUUUAUGGCAGGAAUUAUUUUUUCCACUUGCCUUAAUUUCAUUAUACUUUCAUCAAUCUUACAUACUGUGCUUAAAGGAGGGAGACGGAUUGAAUACCAUGCCGUCAGAACUGUAGCUACAAUUCAUUUAAAGCUGCUGUAGAUGUACCAGGCAGACACACGCUCACAAUCAAUUCCAGCUCGUAGAUGACAAACUUACAAUGUUGUUUUGAUGUUUUUAUAUGCGGUAUGUUCAUGUCUAAUUCAGGGAUGGCAACUAGAUUGAGUGGAAAGAAUGUGAAGGUGUGUCAUUAGGUCAAAGUAACAGAAAUUCAAAGGUAUGUUUUCCCUGACAUGGGAAUGAUUUUCUAUAAAAAUGAAGGAAGUUCCCAGAAAGAAACCCCCUUUUGCUUGAGCUUCUGUUCAGCGACUGUGAAUGUGUGGAAACUGGAAUACGUACAGUAUAUGCAAUGCAAUCAGUGACAGCCAGUCAAGAGGUAUUACUUUGAAGACCUGUGCAAGCGUGUCAGUGUAACGUGUUUAUGUGUGUGUGUUUGACAGCUCACAAUUGUGUUAAUACUUAACAUAACGGAUAUAUUGAUUGCAAACAUAUUUCAUCUGUUCUCGACACUUAAGAUUGAGCACUUUGUAUAUGUUGGUCAGAUAGUGUUCUCAUGAGAAAUUAGUAGGAUUUCAUACGAAAAGUAGGGUUUACAUUUCUUGCCUGUUUUCGAAUGAAAUAUUUUCCUGAUAAACUAUGAAAAAAUGUAGCGUUUUUUUCUGCUUAAAAAAUGUAAUAGGAGCAUUAAAAUACAGUUAUUGCCAUAUAGUAGUAGUAAAGGCUGUCAAAGGGUUAACUUUUUUUUUUUUUUUUUUUUCAAUAUUAAUACAUUAUUGUUAACUAAAUUCUUGUGACAAUACUAUUAAGGUUUAGAUGUAACAUACAUA
Molecule: messenger RNA, 3810 nt
Organism: Corythoichthys intestinalis (scribbled pipefish)
Lineage: Eukaryota; Metazoa; Chordata; Actinopteri; Syngnathiformes; Syngnathidae
Gene: ghra
Product: growth hormone receptor a
Exons: 10
Coding region: 238-2106 (622 amino acids)
Biological process (GO): cytokine-mediated signaling pathway; positive regulation of receptor signaling pathway via JAK-STAT; positive regulation of peptidyl-tyrosine phosphorylation
Cellular component (GO): cytosol; external side of plasma membrane; growth hormone receptor complex
Molecular function (GO): cytokine binding; growth factor binding; peptide hormone binding
Source: RefSeq, a predicted model, not a curated record